This is a messenger RNA of Nanorana parkeri, 10620 nucleotides long. RefSeq names its product REV3 like, DNA directed polymerase zeta catalytic subunit (gene REV3L). Gene Ontology annotation, cellular component: nucleus; zeta DNA polymerase complex. The transcript has 34 exons. NCBI's taxonomy places the organism in Eukaryota, Metazoa, Chordata, Amphibia, Anura, Dicroglossidae. The record is from RefSeq and is a predicted model, not a curated record. Gene Ontology annotation, biological process: double-strand break repair via homologous recombination; error-prone translesion synthesis. Gene Ontology annotation, molecular function: DNA-directed DNA polymerase activity; nucleotide binding; DNA binding. Bases 177 to 9611 code for a protein of 3144 amino acids.
CUUGUGGGGGGAGGGAAAUGUAAACAUAUCCUCUAUGUAGAUCCAGUGAAUGUAAGCACGUUUAUUUUUAGCUCACACCUUCAUGUGGCAGAUUGUACAGGGCACGCACUGCUGAGGGUGACUUGAGCAAAAUAACAGGGGUCUGGUGCCCCGGGGAGGGGGCUCAACCCCAGAAGAUGUUCUCCCUGCGCCUGGUGACCGCGGAUUAUUAUUUGGCUGCUCCACUUCCUGGCUUGGAUGUCACGAAAUCCCACUUCAGGGACUGCGAUGUACGAAGAGUGCCUGUGGUUAGAGUGUUCGGAGCCACCCCUGCAGGUCAGAAGACAUGCCUUCAUCUUCAUGGUAUCUUUCCUUACCUGUAUGUACCAUAUGAUGGGUAUGGCCAGCAAAACCCCGAUCGUUUCCUCCGCCAGGUGGCAUUCAGCAUUGACCGAGCACUUAAUGUGGCUAUAGGCAAUCCAUCUGCCAAUGCACAGCAUGUUUUCAAGAUAACAGUGGUGUCUGGAAUACCUUUUUAUGGGUUUCAUGAAAAGGAAAGGCAGUUCAUGAAGAUUUAUCUGUACAAUCCAGCCAUGGUGAAACGAGUGAGUGAACUGCUACAAGGUGGAGCUGUAAUGAAUAAAUGCUACCAGCCUCAUGAGGCCCAUGUCCCCUACCUUCUACAGCUCUUCAUAGACUACAAUUUAUAUGGGAUGAACCUGAUAAAUCUCGCUGCUGUGAAGUUCAGACGGGCCCGGAGAAAAGGUGACUCAUCAUGGGAAGGGUCACAAGUCUUAAAAGAUCAUGGACAUCCCACCCAAGGAAGCUCUUUUACAGCCACAUAUACGCAGUGGGAAGAAGAAAACAUCGCCAGCUCUUUACUACUGGAGGGAGUAGAGCCACAGAGCACAUGUGAGAUAGAAGUCGAUGCUGUAGCUGCUGAUGUACUAAAUCGUCAAGAGAUUGAAGCUCAGAUAGGGAAGAAUCCUGGUCUGCAAGCAAUAUGGGAAGAUGAGAAACAGCGUCGUAGAGAGAAGCAGCAAUCUUCUCAAAUCGGUGCACCAGAAUCACAAGAUCGUGGGUUUGUGGCUGUGACAGAAAGUGAAAAAAUGUUUCAGAAGAGACUAAAAGAAAUCCUUAAACAAAAUGAUUUCUCGGUGUCCCUAUCUAACUCCAUGGAUUACAGUAGCCUGUCUGAUGAGUACUCUGUGGAACUGACUUUACAUUCACAGUUAGAGACGACAGAGGCCAUUCCUUGCACUCCAGCUAAUGUGGUGGAGGUACACCGGGACCAGUGGGAAAAAUCUGAACUAUGUGAAGAUGAGGGUCAUGCAGAUGCUGUCAUUGACGAAGAAGCCAUUUUAAAUAUUAUGGAAACAAGUCAAAGCUUCCAACCUGUGUCUCAGAGGCUGAGCCAAUCUCCAGUUUUUUAUAAAGAUUUAAAAGGAAGAGCAGCAAAGAUGCUUGCUGGCCUAGAAGAUGAUGGCUAUCAGAUGAACUUGUCCAAGUGCUUAUCUCAAAAUAGUUUCUCCUCAAGGUGCAAUACAAUGCAGAACAGUGAUGAUGAGGAAAAUGAGCCCCAGGUGGAAAAGGAGGAGAUGGAACUUAGCAUAUUAAUGUCUCAAAGAUGGGACAGCAACUUGGAAGAACAUGAUGCUAAGAGAAAUCUUGUUAAGAACGCUGAUGGCAGUUCAUCUGAAGAAGACUCCUCAGACAGUGAAAUGGAGUGGAAUAGUAACAAGCUGCUUCUAGCAAAUCUUGCAAUACCUCAGUUAGAUGGCACAGCAGAUGAGAACAGUGACAACGCAUUAAAUAAUGAAAGUACUCUAACCCACUCUUCUGUCAUUGCAAAGAGUAAGUUGUCAAUUAAACCCUCCAUCUUUCACAAAGAUGCUGCUUCAUUGGAACCACAGUCUUCUGCCAAAACUGCAUUCCAGUGUCAGCAAACAAGUGCCCUUUCUUCUCAUCAUUUGCUGAAAAAAGAGGGUUUAAUAGAAGAGCUUACCCAGUCACCUGUGGAAAAGGGAGCUGAACUUUCUGUCCAUUCAUUAACAAAUGAUAGCACUUACAGUCUGAAAUAUCCAGCACCUUUUAACAAAACAGCUCAUUCAGAAAUUCUUCAUAAAGAGGGAGACAUAAAUGACAUCGUCUCUAUUUCAGCCAUUGACAAGAAUGUCUAUGAGGAUGGCAUCUCCUCGAUGAAUAGACAUCUGCAGUGCAGGAAAUUCACCAGCAUUAGAAAAGAUAAAGAUGCCUCUUUCUUGCAUAUGAACCGGCACAACACUGAUGGAACGUUAGAUAGAACCCCACGAAGUUAUACAGAAUUGAGCAAUAGCAAAGCUAAAAGGACUUCAGACUCCAGUGACAAAUGUAACAUUGCCCCAAACAGUGUCAUUCAUGCAGCCUUAAAUGAAAGUUGUGGCGACCGCAAUCCAUGUGUUGAUGGUAGUAGAAUCACAGCUCACCCUGUGGAUAAUGAUAUUAAUGAAGGAAGCCUUAAUAAAAUAAAGAUACGAUAUGAAGAAUUUCAGGAACACAAAGCAGAAGUUACCAGUGUUAACCAGCAGGUGAACCAUUACAAGUUUUUUCCCAGCGUUGUCUUAUCUAACUGUUUGAACCGACCACAGAAGGCUACACCAACGGCUUGCGGGCUUAAGCAGCCUAAAAAGCAUUCACGGUUAAAACUGACUAAAAAAUUAAAGGCUACAGUAAAUAAAAAAACUGCAGAUAUAAAGAGGGAAGGGGACCACCAAGAAUGUAUAGUGCACGACAGACAAACUGAUCUCAGUCUAGAACAACAUACAGCUGAAAAUGAAAACGUGGACUGCUUAGAUUCUCAGAGCACUUCAAAUUUAAGUAACAUUGAAUUGGAAAAAGACAGCACUUAUACCCCAGGUAAUGCUUGUAGCAAAAGCCCUCCUGAUGUUGACAGGGUACCAUCUUGUGACAUGGCUGUCAUAAUGGAUGGUGGUACACUUCAAGGGGAUACUUGUGAAGUGAGUAGCUAUCAAUGUCCUUUUGAGGAGGGGAAUGGCAAUUCGGACCCCUCUUUAGCACUUUAUGGUAAUAAAUACACUUUAAGAACAAAACGGAAAGUCAAUUCUGAAAGUGAAGAUGGGGAUUCGAACAUGGCAGCAAAUGGUUCUAAAGCUAAUCUACCUCAACCCACUGAAGCCAAUGAAUGUGAUGUGACCUCUCAAAAAUCACGCAAGCGCAGAAAGGUUUCUAAAUUACCACCAGUUAUUAUAAAGUAUAUAAUUAUCAACCGGUUUAAAGGCAGGAAAAAUAUGAAAGUUAAAUUACAAAAAAUAGAUCCCUGUGAACAGCAAGUAACACUAACAGAUGAUAAAAUUAAAUUGUAUAGUACGAUGGCACCUUUAAAAUAUUUCUGGCCAAAAGUGCCAGACUCUCCUGCAACCAAAUACCCGAUAUUUCCAAGCACACCAAAGAAAAACAAUAAAAGAAAAACUAAGCCAAAAUCUGGCAAGAAGAAGACUGGGAGAGUUCCAAAGAGUGAGAGUAAUGUUCUUAAGCAAUCCCUACCUCUGAGGAAAAAGAGACAUCGUAAUUUCCUUAUGCCUCCAAUGCCAUCAUAUAUUGAUGACGCAAAGGAUUGUGAUACAGAGUACAAGGAUGUCAUGUCAAAACUUGGCUUUGUUACAGAACGAAGUUCAAGCCCAAUAAAUAUGUCUCCUCCACGUUGUUGGUCACCUUCAGAUCCACGAGCUGAAGAAAUAAUAGCAAGUCAGGUUGAAGAGACGCCUCUCUUUAAAAGUUAUCCAUCAAGUAGUGGUAAGAAAGAAAAUGUUUCUUCCAGAAAAAGACCACGUAAACAGCAAACAAACAGGUCUAGAAAAAAGCUAGCAAUAAGCUCUCAAGGAGCCAAACAAGGAAAUAAAGUAAACCACACUGAGUUGGGCAAAGAUGGAAAAAGGCAUAUAGGGAAACCCAGGCAGAAAAAAAGUGAAAAGGCUCCAAGAAAACACACAAAAAUUAAAGAUUUGGACAAAAGAGGAAAACCUGAAACUGUGUCAUUAGCGUAUGAGGUACAAGAGCAACCAGUAACCCCUAUAGAUGAAGAUGCUAAACCAAACUAUUCUUUUCAGCCAUCUGACAUGUCCCUGUCUGGAUUUUCUACUGGACAUGUCCACUCAACACAGGUGUUAUCUUGCAACACACAGGCAGACUCACCUGAAAAACCCUUGCUCAUUGGCUCAUCUAUGUCUACUCUUUCUCAGAGUUCUUUAGUUCAAAAGGAGUCCAAGUCUGUAUCAGUGCCUCUGCUGCCAAAUGCAAACACAGAGCCAUUCAAGCUAAAUACGUUGGGGUCACAAAUCCCUAACAUAUUUCAAGUAAAGGAGUCAAAUGCAACUCCAAAAUCGUUUAUUCGCACAUCUCAGGUAAUACAGAGUGCACAGUUCAUUCUGAAUUGUUCUCCUUUUGUUCAAGAAGAUCCAACAGAAGUGCAGAAAAGGCUUUUAGCUUCUGUGGGAAAAUUGCGGGACACCCAAAAUGUUCCAGACUCUAUGCCUUUUGAGAAGUUGCAGUCAAAGCUUUUACCUUGCACAAUGAAUAGCCAACAACACCUUACAGGUUUACAAGACUCAGCUAAGCAGAGUGAUGCAAGUUGUUCCUCAGAAAGUCCGUUUUCAAAAAGUUCUUUGGUGAACUCAUUAAGAAGUCCUAUAAAAAUGUCUUCUUGGGAAGAAAAAGGAGACUUGUUUGAUGGAACAGAAUUCACUCCUCAGAAGCUGAGCCAGAAUUGUUUACCGAAUAUUUUUUCUGGAACUAAAAUGCUACAGAAUUCUACCAAGGCGAGUUCUUCACAAGGAAUCCUGGAUGUACAUUCUGGAAUUGCUGUUUUGAAGGAAUUACUCCACAAAAAGCAACAGAAGGUUCAAAGAACCCCAGAAGGAUCCCAUAGUAAGCCUAAAAGUAGUCUGCCAAAUCAAACAGAAUCAAAGUGCACAAAUACGAAAUCUCAGUGCGCAACGCCUAACAAGAAGCCAAGGACCCCACGAAACACAAAACCAAAAGCAAAGAAGAAUUUGAAAAAUGACUUGGUUAAACAUAAGAGUGACCAGCAAAUGAAAAGUUCAACUUCUGAUGGGAGUCCAGGAAUCUUUUCUGACCCAGAUUUCGAAAGCUGCUACUCUCUUGAGGACAGUUUAUCUCCUGAUAAUGCCUACAACUUUGAUAUCAAUUCUGUAGGACUUUGCAGUUCAUAUACAGGCAGUCAGUUUGUUUCAGCAGAUCAAAAUUUGCCACAAAAGUUUCUGAGUGACCCUGUACCUAGCCAGACUGUAGAUCAAGACUCUGUAAAACAGGAAAACCAAGAAACCGAGGAGAAAAAUGUCCGCUUGAUGGACCGGAAAGUGCUAAUCAGACCUAGCUCUCUUGGUCCAGACUUGUUUGAAAAAUCUUCUGUGAACAUAAAAACGAGUCUCCCCUUUAGCCACCGGAAGAAUGGAUUUCUUACCCAGAAAUUUCACAGCACAUCUUCAACAGAUGUGUUGGGUACAUUUGCCCAGCAGUCAGAAACUCUGUAUACUAACAAACGUAAAAUAAGUAAGCCAGGACUACUGAAAGAGGCCUCAUUCAUUGCCCCUCGGUCUGAAUGGGUUCAUACAGAAAUGCAUACUCAAACUAAAGAGUCAACAUCUGAUCCUUGUAGUCACUCUAACUCUAAUUCUUCUUUUACUGGACUUGCUUCCUCACCUGAAACUGAUUUUAUUGAUGGUGACUUAGACUUGUUUCUUGCAAGACACAGUGAUGGGCUUACUCCAACUCCUUAUAGUUCACCAAGAUCUAUUUGUUCUCCAUCUCAAUCAAAGAAUGGAAGUGCUACACCUCGACCUGUUCAUAUUUUAAAGCCUCUGAUGUCCCCACCCAGCCGUGAAGAAAUAAUGGCAACCCUACUUGAUCAUGAUCUCAUGGAAACCGUUUACCAAGAACCUUUUUUCAGCAAUCCUUCUGAUGCACCAGAGAAGCCAAGGGAGGUGGGAGGAAAAAUGUUGACCGUCGAGACAAAAUUAGCACACAAUCUUCCUGAGUUUGAAGGCGACUUUUUAAUGGAAGGUCUGAAGCUGUGGAAGACUGCUUUCUCUGCAAUGACACAGAACCCUGGGCCAAUUUCUCCCGGUCAAAUGAACAGACAGGUCACUGAGCAAGAGCCGAACAAGACGAAUCCUGAUGGGGAUAAAAAGUUGGUGAUCAUGCCAUGUAAAAGUGCUCCUUCUCCUCAGAAGGUUCAGCUAUGGCUUCAGGCCAAAGAGCUUUAUGAGUCUUAUAAGACGUCAGACAAAGCUUCGUUAAAUGAAGCAAGAAGUGACAAUAAGAAUAUAAAGAUGGCUGCAGUACCUAGUGGUUGUAACAGCUUGCCUCCAAAGGAAAUAAACAUUUUUUUGGCACAGCCUGCUAGUUCAGAGGAUCAACCUGUUGAUGAAGAAAAUGUAAAGAUUCAUAUAGCUAGUCCUCCACCACCUCUUCAUGCUUCUGAUGGGGAGGAGGUAGAAGGGGGAAUUGAUUUCACUGCUGAAGAGGAAAUUGAAUCCACCAAAAGGACUAAUGAAAAUGAAUUGUCUGAUGGAUGUAUUUCGCCAAACUCCUCAACAUUGGCACCUUGGCAAAAUCUUGCUCCUGUAGAUCAUAAGCAGUCUCCUAGAGCUGAUGAUGACUGUGUAGAUAAUUAUAAUCCAUCCUCACCAACUGAAAAAUGUGAGCCAGAAGACAGUAAGAAGAGUCUGAGAACUUUCAAAAGUGGGGUCCAUACCCCUUCUCCUUCUCUCUGUAAACAAAAGAAGCACAAAUCUAAACAUGCCUGCCUUCACAGUACACCAGUCAUAGAAAGGAGGAUCGCAUUUCCCGAUGCAGAAGCGCUAGUUUCACUUGUAUAUUGUCUUUUAAUUUCUAAAGCACGUUCUCAAAAAAUGAAUCCGAGAAGAGGAGCAAACCCUGAUAAGCUGCGGAGAGUACUACUAACCACUCAGAUGAAGAAUCAGUUUGCUGCAUUGGGUCACGUGAAGAAGGAAACGUCUCAGAUCGAGGGGCCUUCUCUAAAUAACUCCUACGGUUUCAAAGUCAGUUCCCACAAUCUUCAGGAUGCAAAGGUCUUACAUGAGGUUCAACACCUGACUCUUAUGUGCAUGGAACUUCAUACAAGAACUCGACGUGACUUGGAACCGGAUCCUGAAUUUGACCCAAUCUGUGCUCUUUUCUACGGUCUGUCUUCGGACUUCCCACUGCCCCAAAGUGACAAAACACGGACUACUGGUGCAAUCAUUAUCAGUCAAGACUCUGCUGCCAGUGAAGGUAGCAGAAGCCAGACACCAUUAUUCACCAGAUCAGCCAUCACAGGCUUCCAGAUCACCUAUGCUUCUGACGAGAAGGACCUGUUUGAAAAACUUUUAGGCCUGAUCAGAAGGUAUGAUCCUGAUAUCCUUCUAGGAUAUGAAGUUCAAAUGCACUCCUGGGGUUAUCUCCUGCAGAGGGCCUCAGCCCUUAAUGUGAACCUUUGCCAGCAAAUGUCCAGGAUACCUGAGGACAAAAAUGAGAACCGGUUUACUGCAGACAAGGAUGAGUAUGGUGCAGACACAAUGAGUGAGAUCAAUGUAGUUGGCCGGAUUGUAUUGAAUGUUUGGAGGAUGAUGAAAACAGAGGUGUCUCUGACUAAUUACACUUUUGAAAAUGUGGCCUUCCAUGUCCUUCACCAAAGGUUCCCCCUCUUUACCCUUCGAACAUUAUCAGAUUGGUUUGAUCAUAAAUCAGAUGUUUACAGGUGGCGGAUGACAGAGCAUUAUAUGAGCAGGGUGCAUGGGACCCUCCAGUUAUUAGAACAUUUGGACUUAAUCGGAAGAACCAGUGAAUUGGCAAGAGUUUUUGGCAUUCAGUUUCUACAUGUUUUAACCAGAGGAUCACAGUACCGGGUUGAGUCAGUGAUGCUGCGUAUUGCUAAGCCAAUGAAUUACAUCCCUCUAACACCCAGCAUCCAACAGCGCGCUCAGAUGAGAGCCCCUCAGUGUAUCCCACUUGUGAUGGAGCCAGAGUCCAAAUUCUACAGCAACUCUAUUUUGGUUCUCGAUUUCCAGUCCUUAUACCCCUCCAUAGUGAUUGCAUACAACUACUGCUACUCCACCUGCCUGGGGCACAUGGAGAACAUGGGGAAGUGUGAAGAGUUCAAAUUUGGAUGCACAUCAUUGCGUGUUCCUCCAGACCUGUUGCAUCAGCUUCGACAUGAUAUUACAAUAUCUCCUAAUGGGGUUGCUUUUGUAAAGCCCUCUGUCAGAAAGGGGGUGCUGCCACGAAUGCUUGAGGAGAUUCUGAACACAAGAAUAAUGGUAAAGCAGUCCAUGAAAGAAUACAAACAUGACAAGAGCCUUACACGACUGCUCGAUGCCCGUCAACUUGGUCUGAAAUUAAUAGCCAAUGUAACAUUUGGCUACACUGCUGCUCACUUCUCUGGGAGAAUGCCUUGCGUGGAGGUUGGAGACAGUAUUGUCCACAAAGCUCGGGAGACCUUGGAACGUGCUAUAAAGCUUGUCAAUGGCACGAAGAAAUGGGGAGCCAGAGUGGUGUAUGGUGACACUGACAGCAUGUUUGUGCUGCUGAAAGGGGCUACCAAGGAACAGUCCUUCAAAAUUGGUCAAGAAAUUGCUGACGCUGUCACUGCUACAAAUCCAAAACCAGUCAAGCUGAAGUUUGAGAAGGUUUAUCUCCCCUGUGUUUUACAAACCAAGAAAAGGUAUGUGGGUUACAUGUAUGAAACUCUUGAUCAGAAGGAUCCCGUCUUUGAUGCAAAAGGCAUAGAAACUGUGCGAAGAGAUGCUUGCCCUGCUGUUGGUAAGAUACUUGAACGUUCAAUUAAGCUGCUUUUCGAAACAAGAGAUAUAAGUCAGAUCAAACAGUAUGUGCAGAGACAGUGCAUGAAGCUUCUGGAAGGGAAAGCCAGCAUGCAGGACCUUAUUUUUGCCAAGGAGUACAGAGGAAGUUUUUCUUACAGACCUGGUGCCUGUGUGCCAGCACUGGAACUAACAAGAAAAAUGGUAGCAUAUGACCGCCGUUCUGAACCACGUGUUGGAGAAAGGGUGCCCUAUGUAAUAGUGUGUGGAACGCCUGGUGUACCCCUUAUCCAGCUUGUACGACGACCCAUUGAUGUCCUGCAAGAUCACAAUUUGAGAUUGAAUGCAACCUACUACAUCACCAAACAGAUCUUACCGCCACUAAACAGGAUCUUUUCACUCAUUGGAGUGGAUGUUUUCAGUUGGUACGAUGAAUUGCCAAGGAUUCAGAGGGCUUGUUCAACAGCACGGAAUGAGCUGGACUCUAGGAAAGGGACAAUCUCUCAGUAUUUCACUACUCUGCAUUGUCCUGUCUGCGAUGAACUAACACAACAUGGGAUCUGCAGUAAAUGCAGAAGUCAACCUCAACAUGUAGCAGUGCUCCUUAAUCAAGAAAUCCGAGAGCUGGAGUAUAGACAAGAUCAACUGGUCAAGUUAUGCAAGAAUUGCACAGGCUGCUGUGAUCAACAGAUCCAGUGCGUGUCCCUCAACUGCCCAGUACUUUUCAAGCUUUCCAGAGUAAGUCGCGAACUCACCAAGGCUCCAUAUCUACGUCAACUCCUCGACCAGUUUUAAAUUGUGCCAGGAGGUGACCGGUGCUAUAUCUCCUCUGUGUUAUCACACUACAGACUAUUGUGCAUGGUGCUGUUUUUGCAUUGUUUCAUGAUUUUUUUGAUUUGUUUAACAAGUAUAAUUCAAGGUAACACUCAUCUCCAUCCAUGCUGGGGGUUAUCCUAUGUAUUGCUAUCUUUUUACAAUGUACAAAGUAUUUUUUUUCCUUUGUUUUAACUUUGUAACAUACAGUUUUCUACUCAAGGUGUUUGAAGUAGCUAGAGGAAUCAUUGUGUAAAUGCAUUUCUUACUACAGGCUUUGGUUACUUCCAAGCUCAGCGCUUAGGAAGGGGCACUGAAAUCUGAUCAGCAGAAUGCUCACCUCUCUCAAUACAUCAGUAUCAGACCUCGGUUCAGUACUAGAGCACUCAUUUGAUUUCUAAGUUUAAGUGCAAAAUAUUUUGUAAAUAGACCUUUUUUACUUUUGAAACAACGGAGUAAAAUAAUGUGCAAUGGGAUUUUAUACAGUCAAGCGGUGUAUGUCCUCCAUGUUUUGCUCCACUUGUAUGACAUCUUUUGUUACUUUGAUCAGAGCGUGCAAAUUGUAUUUCCGUGUAGCAUUUCUGACCGUCACUUUCUUAUUAAAAAAAAUGUCAAAAAAGGAAAAAAUAUAUUGCUGUCUUGCUUUAGCUGUUAAUGGGGCAUUGUGAGGAACUGUGCAAAAACAUUUUUUGUUAUACAACUGUGGGACUGUUGCAAUACUUUAAAUAUAAGAUUUAUUCCAUUUUGCUUGUUUUGUAUAGACAUUUCUAUGGUUUCUAAAUAUGCUUAAAAUAUUUUUUUUCUUUCCUUAUGUACAGUUAAAUCUUAUUUGCCAUCAUCCUGAACACAACAUUGUAUUUAGAAUAUUUGUAUAACUGUAUAAAAUUAAAAAGGAAUUAUGUGGUCAAUGUAUUGUUUUCUAAACUGGAAAUUGUUUGAAAACUUUAAAUGAAAACAAUAUUAAACAUGAAUAAAAUAUUGAGUAUUGCAA